CGUGGUGAAGUCAUAUAUUUCAGACAAGGGUGUUUGCUGUAUUUAUACUGGCACUCCUGUACAGUGCACUCUGCGCUGAGUUGUAAGAGAGAAGAAGAAGAAGAGCGGGAACGCAGCAACACAAGCCCAUUCUCACCUGCACUCACCUGAAAGCUACUACACAAAGAUCACUAUGGCAAACAAAGGUCCUGCCUAUGGUCUGAGCCGCGAGGUUCAGAGCAAGAUUGAUAAGAAAUACGACCCGGAACUGGAGGAAAGGCUGGUGGAAUGGAUCAUCGCCCAGUGUGGCUCUGGUGUGGGGCGGCCCGAGCCAGGCAAGACCGGUUUCCAAAUCUGGCUCAAGGAUGGAUGUGUGCUGUGUGAACUCAUCAACAGCCUGUAUGGAGCCAACAAGCCGAUCAAGGCCAUCAAGAACCCCACCAUGGCAUUUAAGCAGAUGGAGCAGAUCUCCAUGUUCCUCAAAGCUGCGGAAAGCUAUGGAGUCACCAAAACUGACAUGUUCCAGACUGUAGACCUCUUUGAAAGCAAAGACCUGGCUGCUGUUCAGAGGACCUUGAUGGCUUUGGGUAGUCUGGCAGUCACAAGGGAUGAUGGGAAUUAUAGAGGAGACCCCAGCUGGUUCCAUAAGAAAGCCCAAGAGAACAGGAGAGACUUCUCAGACGAGCAGCUGAACGAAGGCAGAAAUGUCAUCGGCCUGCAAAUGGGCACAAAUAAAGGAGCAUCUCAAGCUGGCAUGACAGGUUAUGGACGACCCAGGCAGAUCAUCAACAACCCCUGAACCCAAGUGGCGCUCAAACCCUCCUCCAGUAAACACUCCUCCCUCUGUCCUCUGAAAGGCCAGUCAGCGAGGAGGGACAAACUCUGACUCCUACCUUGGCCAUUAGGAGCAACAUGAUCUGACUGCUUUCAAGACUAAACUGGACCAAAACAGGGACCAACGAGAACAUGCACACAUAUACAACACACACUCCAUUUUGAGGAAACACAGAAAUAGAGACCUUUAACAGUAAUUGAACAGAGCAUUUUACAGGGUAUUUUUACAACUGCACUCUGCUAGGGCCACCUUGUAAAUAUUUUCUUUCUUAAAGGAUCAUUCCAGUUGUUUUGCAUGUUUUAACUCACUGCCUCAAAACCAAAUGUUCUUUUCAUUUAUGCAAACCAUCACAUUUUAAAAGUUCUUACCUUCCAGACUUCCACUGGUUUCAGUUCAUUUCAGUACACUAUAAAAAUCAACUUGCAGAGACAUGGAACUUGCUUGAGAGAAGUAAUUAAUCCCAUUCAACAUUAAGUUUCCUUUUACUUUAAAAGCCACAUUACUGCAAGAUGGCAGUGCAGCCAGGAACUCUCUUCAUAUCUCUUCCUGUUGGUGCAUUCAAGGACACUCCAAUAUCUGAGAUUUCAGAAUCUUUAAAGGACAUCAGGCUGUCCUUGAAUGCACCACAAGGAGAGUUUUGAAAACUUUCCCAGCUCAUUUCUGCAGAACAACAUGCUAUAAUACUACUUUCACAAAAAUGAAUGAUAAAGAGUAAACUGAGCAAACU
Messenger RNA from Toxotes jaculatrix (banded archerfish), 1541 nucleotides. Its product is annotated as transgelin-like. The record is from RefSeq and is a predicted model, not a curated record. NCBI's taxonomy places the organism in Eukaryota, Metazoa, Chordata, Actinopteri, Toxotidae. Gene Ontology annotation, molecular function: protein binding. The coding region runs from base 173 to 778 and encodes 201 amino acids. The transcript is spliced from 5 exons.